AUGAAGAUCUUAAAUUGUAAUGAUGUUAAAUUGACUAUGGAUGAUAAUAUAAAUGAAAUAAUUUCUGUUUCACAAUAUAAUGUUAAAUUAUUAAUUGAAAAAGAAUUUCUUAAACAUAGUAAAUAUAUGCUUCCUCAAUUGAAAGACUUUAAUUGGUAUAUUGAUAUGAAAUUAUUACCAGGCGCCAAUGGUCAACGUAUUCAGCAACCAUCAUGUGUUCUUUCUUUAGAUAUGAAUGAUCCAACAAAAUCCGAUGGGGAAAAUGAAAAAUCUGUUCAAAUUGAAUUAUCAAAAGAAACACUUAACCUUGUCUUGGAUAAUUUUACGCGAAUUCGUGAACAACUUAAUACAUUAGCCAAACGAGAAUAA
This is a messenger RNA of Rotaria sp. Silwood2, 369 nucleotides long. NCBI's taxonomy places the organism in Eukaryota, Metazoa, Rotifera, Eurotatoria, Philodinida, Philodinidae. The record is from the annotation of a GenBank genome assembly.